Molecule: messenger RNA, 471 nt
Organism: Penicillium hordei
Lineage: Eukaryota; Fungi; Ascomycota; Eurotiomycetes; Eurotiales; Aspergillaceae
Product: nuclear transport factor 2 family protein
Exons: 2
Coding region: 1-471 (156 amino acids)
Source: RefSeq, a predicted model, not a curated record
AUGCCAGCCCCCGAGAAAACCCAAGCAGCAACGCUUGAGAAAUUCAUCGAUGCCUGGAAGAGAUGGGAUGCUCAGGAGUGGCUGGCCCUCUUCUCCGAUGGGUUCACCCAAGUGACUCUUCCCUUAGGCCUCGGGAUCCCCAGCAGGCCUCGAGCCCAGGUUGCGCAGGUUUUGCCGGCUCUCAUGGCAACCGUCAAGUCGUAUGAGCUGACUGUACGCCAUGUCGUCCAUGAUGCUGCAAACAACAAGGCAGCUAUAUACGCCUCAUCCAAAGGCACCCUCCCGUGGGGCAAAUGGCAAAUGGACUACGCCGCUUUUCUGACAUUUUCAGAGGCUGGAGAUAAGGUGGAUGCGGUCGAGGAAAUGUUGGAUACGGCGAGGUUGCAAGAAUUUGGGCCCAAGUUUGGGGAAUACCUGGCAGCCAACGGAGGACCAGUUGCGGUGGCAACAGGAAUUAAGCAAACAGUCUAG